AUGGCUUCUACUUCUGUUACUUCAGAGACCAAACAAACAUUCAAGACUACAACUACGACUACCUUCGAUGAAAUAUUCAACAAGUUGCCAAAUUCACUUCCGAGAAGAGUUACACAAGACACCAAGAGAUCUCUCCUCCCUUUGGAUAAAAAGCUUUUAACCGAACUUAGCUCAUUUCAUUCCAUCGUUCCUGCUCAAUUUACAAUGGAUGAUAUUCCUGUCCAAGCAUUCGAAAGACAGAUUAACAGGGCUAACUACUUAUCUGAAGACUCCAUUGUUGACAGAUAUGGAAUACCGAGAAGAGAAAUAGGAAAAGGUUGCUUUGGAACUGCCUACAAGCUUAUGAGACUCUCAGACUUGCACCCUUUCACAGUGAAAUAUGUCUCGUUCACUUCGACUCCCUUGCUCACCAAGAGUAUGGUACUUAGAGAAUUCUACUAUACGAGAAGAUUGUCUAGCAAAUAUGUCGCCAGGUCUUUGGAUUUGAUGAUUUCGAGUAGUCGCCCUGACGAAAUGAUGAUUGUCCAAGACUAUGCUGCAGGUAUUGACUUGUUCGAUGCUAUCACCAAAAACUUGUCCAAGUUCAGGCUGAUCAGAUACAGCGAAAGAAUUGUUAAGCAGGUUAUUGAGGCAAUCUGCCACUGCCAUUCCGAAGGUAUUGGACAUAACGACAUCAAGCUUGAAAAUAUCCGCUACAGCCCGAUGACAGAUCAAAUUAAGCUUAUUGAUUUUGGUCUUUCAACCAGAUUAGCAGAGCUCGCUACCGAAGAAAAUAUCAGUUACCUCAUGUCUUCAGGAACUCCAGGUCUUUUGGAUCAUAAUUGCAGAAAAGCACUCCCAGAUUGCACCAUGUUCUUCGGAGAUACUACUGUGAAAAGGAUGUCAAUGGCAAAGGAUAUGUUUGCAUUAGGUCUCUUAGCUUUCUCUGUGAUAUCCAGAGGCAACUCACUUUGGGACAAUUCAGACUUUGAAGACCGUGAUUACUGUACAUUUUUCGAAACAAGAGAACUUACCCAAAUGAUACACUAUAUCAGGGACGUGGAAGGUGAUAGACAAGACAGAGCAAUUAUGUUCAAGCCAGUAUUGGAGAAAAUGGUUGAACCUCAAGAUGGUAGAAGAUUGACCUUUAGUAACUUAGUAAAAAGUGAUUGGUAUACUUCCAUUUACGAACUUGGUGAUUCUAAAUAUUAG
Molecule: messenger RNA, 1191 nt
Organism: Scheffersomyces stipitis CBS 6054
Lineage: Eukaryota; Fungi; Ascomycota; Pichiomycetes; Serinales; Debaryomycetaceae
Product: protein kinase family protein
Exons: 1
Coding region: 1-1191 (396 amino acids)
Biological process (GO): protein phosphorylation; intracellular signal transduction
Molecular function (GO): protein serine/threonine kinase activity; ATP binding
Source: RefSeq, a predicted model, not a curated record